Messenger RNA from Odobenus rosmarus divergens (Pacific walrus), 1190 nucleotides. It is a transcript of the gene SCG5, whose product is annotated as secretogranin V (7B2 protein). Gene Ontology annotation, molecular function: enzyme regulator activity. The record is from RefSeq and is a predicted model, not a curated record. Gene Ontology annotation, cellular component: secretory granule. The transcript is spliced from 6 exons. Lineage: Eukaryota; Metazoa; Chordata; Mammalia; Carnivora; Odobenidae. Gene Ontology annotation, biological process: regulation of hormone secretion; neuropeptide signaling pathway. The coding region runs from base 94 to 732 and encodes 212 amino acids.
GACGCACGCGCGAUACGGCUCACCCGGCCCGCAGCUCGACCCCCGCCCAGGCCCAGACCGCAGCAGAAUCCUCUGGCUGCCGCUCGGUGAAAAAUGGUCUCCGUGAUGGUUUCUACCAUGCUCUCUGGCCUAGUGUUUUGGCUGACAUUUGGAUGGACUCCAACAUCUGCGUAUAGCCCAAGGAGCCCUGACCGGGUCUCGGAAACAGAUAUCCAGAGGCUGCUCCAUGGCGUUAUGGAGCAGUUGGGCAUUGCCAGACCACGGGUAGAGUAUCCAGCACACCAGGCCAUGAAUCUUGUGGGCCCACAGAGCAUCGAAGGUGGAGCCCAUGAAGGUCUUCAGCACUUGGGUCCUUUUGGCAACAUCCCAAACAUUGUGGCAGAGUUGACUGGUGACAACAUUCCUAAGGACUUUAGUGAAGAUCAGGGCUACCCGGACCCUCCAAAUCCCUGUCCGGCUGGAAAAACAGUAGAUGACGGAUGUCUAGAGAACACCCCCGACACAGCAGAGUUCAGUCGAGAAUUCCAGUUGCACCAGCACCUCUUUGAUCCAGAACACGACUAUCCAGGCUUGGGCAAGUGGAACAAGAAACUCCUUUAUGAGAAGAUGAAGGGAGGACAGACACGAAGGCGGAGGAGUGUCAAUCCGUAUCUACAAGGACAGAGACUGGACAAUGUGGUCGCCAAGAAGUCGGUCCCCCAUUUUUCAGAUGAGGAUAAGGACCCAGAAUAAAGUGAAGAACCCACAUCACCCGUUAGGCCUCAGUACUGCUUAUGCGCACGUGUGAUUAGAGCCCCUGUGAAUGGCAGCAUGUUUCUAAUCUAGAUGAGUAUGGAUGAAAAGCAGCUGUAUUUUAAUACUGCAUUGUCCUUCACACUGACAGCUCUGCUCUCUACUACUUUUUUUCUUUUUAAAUGUGGAUCUGCGAUGAACAUUAAAAUUAAAGUGUAUAUAUCAACAACAGCAAAAAGCAAGACUAUGAAUGAAAUGUCCUCAGAUAUCUUGCAGUUUAAAAUGGUGUUUUGGGCUGCACUCUUUUGGCAAAGUCUGUAAAAAGCUGGCAUUUGAUUUUGAUUAUGUAGUUCACCCAGCCCUUGGGCGUUGUUACACAUCAGUAAAGAAGAUUUUACUCAAGAGGAGGAACGGACACAUUUCACUUGGCUACAUCUUAAUAAAUGUGUAUGCAAGCA